UUUUGGUUUCAUUUGGUAGUUAGGUGCUGCAACAAGUAUAAAAAUAGUGUUACUUUUAGAGAUGGGCUCUACGUAUAUGCAAUUUGCCAUAAUUAUUUUAUUAACUGGACAGUUAACGAAUGGCCAUCACUGGGGAUACAGCACAGAAGAACAGGCAAAAUGGAAGGAACACUACAAAUCGUGUGGAGGUCAUCGUCAAUCUCCAAUUAAUAUCUAUGAUGCCACUGGCAAACGCCUAAAUCCUUUCAAACUGCAAAAUUACCGGGACCCAUUACCAGGACCCCUAAUGCUGCAUAAUAACGGUCAUACAGUGGUUUUACAAAUUGCCCAUCCUCGACGUGGUCAAUCCGUUCCUUAUAUAACUGGAGGUUGGUUGUCAAAAAGCUAUCAAUUCGAAUCUCUUCAUUUUCAUUGGGGCGAGAGGAGUGAUUUCGGAUCCGAGCAUACCUUCACUGGCAAGAGAUAUCCGAUGGAAAUGCAUAUGGUACAUAGAAAUAAAAAUUAUCGCACUAUGGAAGAGGCAAUGAAGCAUGCUGAUGGGUUAAUGGUUCUUGCUUUUUUUUAUGAGCUUCGUAAAGAUGAUAACAAACAGCUAGAUCAGCUGGUAAAACAUCUUCCCCGUGUCUACGCUCCUCACGCAAACAUAACCUUAACUGAAACGUUUGCACUAGCAUCACUUAUACCUUCUAGCGAAAAGAUGCGGAUUUACUACACGUACAAAGGAUCUCUUACAACACCGCCAUGUUCAGAAGUUGUCACAUGGAUUGUAUAUCCAAAUCCGAUGCCUGUAUCGGAAGUUCAAUUGAACAAAUUUCGAAGCAUGUUCGGCCAUGACACCCACACAAAAUUGACCAACAACUUCAGAUAUGUACAAGACAUUGGUAGCAGAGAAGUUAUUGCCCGCAUACCUAGAAUCAAACCACCAAGACCGAUUUUUAAACCAUGAAUGGUGUAGGCUUCUUCAUAAAUAUCGCAUGCGUUUAUGGAUAUUACUAAUGUGUCAUAAAAGCUAUACUUCUAGUGUAUUUAAUAUGUAGUGUAAAUAAAUUAUUGAUUACAA
This is a messenger RNA of Agrilus planipennis (emerald ash borer), 1060 nucleotides long. Its product is annotated as carbonic anhydrase 15-like. NCBI's taxonomy places the organism in Eukaryota, Metazoa, Arthropoda, Insecta, Coleoptera, Buprestidae. Gene Ontology annotation, molecular function: carbonate dehydratase activity; zinc ion binding. The coding region runs from base 62 to 946 and encodes 294 amino acids. Gene Ontology annotation, cellular component: cytoplasm. The record is from RefSeq and is a predicted model, not a curated record. The transcript has 5 exons.